Molecule: messenger RNA, 784 nt
Organism: Diospyros lotus (date-plum)
Lineage: Eukaryota; Viridiplantae; Streptophyta; Magnoliopsida; Ericales; Ebenaceae
Product: zinc-finger homeodomain protein 7-like
Exons: 1
Coding region: 112-576 (154 amino acids)
Biological process (GO): regulation of developmental process; regulation of DNA-templated transcription
Cellular component (GO): nucleus
Molecular function (GO): transcription cis-regulatory region binding; DNA-binding transcription factor activity
Source: RefSeq, a predicted model, not a curated record
AAGUCUAACGAAGGCUACUUUACUUUUCCUCCAUGAUCCAUCAAACCCUAACUAUUGCGGCCAUUUGUAUCAUUUCUUCCUCUCCAGCUUCGCGGAUCAAACGAAAUUACGAUGAGCAAGCACCAGAAAUCCGUUAGGAAAGAUGGCGGCUCAUCUAAGACUGCCGGCGCUGUUCGGUACGCAGAGUGCUGCAAGAACCACGGCCUUUCCAGGGGGCAAUCAUCUCUCACCGACGGCUGCAUGGAAUUCCUGGCCAGCAAGGAGGAUUCUCCCAGGGGCGCUUCUAUUUGCGACGCUUGCGGCUGCCACCGGAGCUUCCACAAAAGGAAGGUGGCCGGGGCCGGAGAGGCAAGAUAUGAUGAUUGCCGUAAGAACCACACCUUGCAUAAGAGUAGCUACGCGAUCAAAGACGGGUGCAUGGAGUUCGUGGCCGGCACCCAAGGGGCUGCUAUUUUCUGCGCCGGCUGCGGCUGCCACCGGAGUUUCCACAAAAGGAACGAUGAGGAGGCGGAGCCGUCCAAGCCACGGGGUCGGGGCAGCGGUUCUGCGUACGAUAGUGAGGAGUCGUAUGAUUAAUCUUGGAAUUAACGAAGUGCUUGAAAGUGGAUGUUGUAAUAAACUGAUCAAAACGUAGUUAUAGUACUUUGGCAGCAUCCAGCUUAGCAUUUCUUGCAUUUGGUCUCAAUUUGGUUUAAUGGAGCUCUGUGUUUUGGUGGGUUUCUUAAUCCAAGUUUGGUAAAUCUAGCAUUUUUAAUUAAAAAUGCCUACAAAAACAGUCUCUUUA